CCGGAAAGGGAUAAAUAAACAAGAAUUAUCUCCCCUUGGAUAAAAUAGUAAUCCUCAGCUUUGUUUUUACAUAGAUAGUUUCCUGAACAACUAAUUACAAAAUGAGCAAUGUUAGACAAAGAAGACCUAUACAUACCCCACAAGAUGAUCAAAUGGAAGAUGAAGAUGAAAGGAGGAGCCGUGACUCUGGAUUCUGGACACAUGCAGCCUUUGUUGGACUGUUAACAGCCCUGAUUCUUACUCCAGUAAUAUUGAUAAUCAUACCAUCACCAAUUGACCCUGUGAGUUACAGUUUUAAGCCAAGACCAGAAUUAGUAGGGCCACUUGAACCUAACAGCCACUUACAGAAAUCAGAACACAUCUAUGAGGGUCAAGUUUUAGGACCAGAAUCUAUAGUUGUUGAAGGAGAACAUAUUUAUACUGGCACUAUGGACGGUAAAAUUCUUCAUAUCUACAAAGGACAAGUUCAGGUUCUAGCAAAGUUGGGAAAAGAACCAUGUGGAGGUUUUGAUAAUGAGCCAACUUGUGGUAGACCACUUGGAAUGAGAUUAGAUAAGAAUGGCUACCUGUAUGUUAUAGACACAUAUCUGGGAUUGUAUCAGGUCAAUGUUGCUACUGGAGACUUUGUUUUGUUAUGGCCUACCACUGCUGAGAUAAAUGGUAGACCAUCAAAAUUCUUGAAUGAUUUAACAAUAGCUAGCGAUGGCAUGAUAUAUAUGACAGAUUCAAGUGCUAAAUGGGACAGACGUCAUAACAGAUACUGCAUCUUCGAAGGAGAAGCCACAGGAAGACUAAUUUCAUAUGAUCCGAUUACUAAUAUCACCAAAGAGCUAGCAUCAGGAUUAGCAUUUGCAAAUGGUGUACAGAUUUCCAGAAAUGAGGAAUAUUUACUGAUUUGUGAAACAACAUGGGCAAGAAUAUUUAAGUAUCAUCUGAAGGGACCUAAGAAAGGGACAAUGGAAGUAUUUAUGGACAAUCUUCCAGGACUCCCAGACAAUAUCAGACUCAGUAGUGGUGGUGGCUAUUGGAUUGGGAUAGCUACAUUGAGGAGUAAAGUCUAUGAAUUCAUGGCUAACAAACCUUGGUUAAGAAAACUGGUUGCAAAGAUUAUUUCACAAGAAACCAUAAUUAAACUUGUACCAAAAUAUGGAUUGAUAUUAGAAAUCAGUUCAGAAGGGGAGAUAAUUAGAAGCUUACAUGACCCUACAGCAACAAAAGUUCCAAGUGUCAGUGAAGUGGAAGAUAAAGAUGGUGUAUUGUAUUUGGGGAGUUAUUUCUUACCACACAUGUCAAGGUUAUAUCUAGGGAGGCUGAAAACCUGAACUCGGCAAGAUAAUGUUCAGAAUAUCUAGAGGGACUUCAGCAAUUGAAAGAUAACAAGUCAAUUGUUGCUAAAGAUUUGCAUUCCUUGAUUCUGCAUUUUGAAUUUAUGAAAUGUAAAUCUAUAUGAUUAUAAGAAUUAGUAUGGUCAAUAUGCUGUGCUGAGAAAAGAGACAUAUCACAUGUAAAUUUGUAUCCAUAAGAAAAACAAAACAUUGCAUUAUUAUUUUUAUCAUAUUUUUUUGAACCCUGUAUUACAAUUCCACUUUUGUCAAAUGAAUAUAAAUGUAUGUAGUAGGUGCUUAUUUUAUUUACUUAUUCACUUUUUAGCUCAUCGGGGCCCGAAGGGCCCUAUGUGAGCUUAUGCCAUCACUUGGCGUCCGUCGUCGUCGUCUGUCGUCGUAAACUAUUUCAAAAAUCUUCUCCUCUGAAACUACUGGGCCAAAUACCUUCAAACUUUAACUAAAUGUUCCUUAGGGUAUCUAGUUUAUAAAUUGUAUCCGAAGUUUUGAUCCAUCGACAAACAUGGCCGCCAUGGCUAAAAAUAGAACAUAGGGGUCAAAUGCAGUUUUUUGCUUAUAUCUCAAAAACUAAAGCUUUUAGAGCAAAUCUGACAUGGGGUCAAAUUGUUCAAUUGGUCAAGAUCUAUCAGCCCUGAAAUUUUCAGAUGAAUCGAACAACUCAUUGUUGGGUUGCUGCCACUAAAUUGGUAGUUUUAAGGAAAUUUUGCAGUUUUUUGUUAUUAUCUUGAAUAUUAUUAUAGAUAGAUAUAAACUGUAAACAGCAAUAAUGUUCAGCAAAGUAAGAUCUACAAAAAAGUUUUAUAUGACCAAAAUUGUCAAUUGAUCCCUUAAGGAGUUACUGCCCUUUAAAGACAAUUUUACACAAUUUGUUCAUCAAGUUUGCUAACAUUUAAAAAUCUUCUCCUCUGAAACUACUGGGCCAAAUACCUUCAAACUUCAUCUAAAUGUUCCUUUGGAUAUCUAGUUUAUAAAUUGUAUCCGAAGUUUUAAUCCAUUGACAAACAUGGCCGCCAUGGCUAAAAAUAGAACAUAGGGGUCAAAUGCAGUUUUUGGCUUAUAUCUCCAAAACUAAAACUUUUAGAGCAAAUCUGACACGGAUGAAAUUGUUCUAAAGGUCAAGAUCUAUCAGCCCUGAAAUUUUCAGACAAAUCGAACAACCCAUUGUUGGGUUGCUGCCACUAAAUUGGUAGUUUUGAGGAAAUUUUGCAGUUUUUUGUUAUUAUCUUGAAUAUUAUUAUAGAUAGAUAUAAACUGUAAACAGCAAUAAUGUUCAGCAAAGUAAGAUCUACAGAAAAAUUAAAUGACCAAAUUUGUCAAUUGACCCCUUAAGGAGUUAUUGCCCUUUAAAUACAAUUUUAAGCAAUGUGUUCAUCAAGUUUGCUAACAUUUAAAAAUCUUCUUUCUGAAACUAUUGUGCCUAAUACUUCUUAACUUUGAAUGAAUGUUCCUUUAGGAAUCUAGUUUAUGAAUUGUAUCCGAAAUUUUGAUCCAUCAACAAACAUGGCCGCCAUGGCUAGAAAUAGAACAUAGGGGUGAAAUGCAGUUUUUGGCUUAUAUCUCAGAAACUAAAGCAUUUAGAGCAAAUCUGACAUGGGGUUAAAAUGUUCCAAAGGUCAAGAUCUAUCAGCCCUGAAAUUUUCAGACACACCGAACAACCCAUUGUUGGGUUGCUGCCACUAAAUUGGUUGUUUUAAGGAAAUUUUGCAGUUUUUGGUUAUUAUCUUGAAUAUUAUUGAAGAUAAAGAUAAACUGUAAACAGCAAAAAUGUUCAGCAAAGUAAGAUCUACAAAAAAGUUGAAAUGAUAUGAGAAAGGUGAGCAUGCCUAAAAAUCAACAAAAACUGUCAUCGUUUAAAAGUAAUUAGAGAAAGAGAUUCACCACUGCACCUCAUGCAAUGUAAUGUUUUUCCUCUCUUACAAGUAACUUGAAUAUGAAAUUUCACUAGAUGCAAUGAUAAAAUCUAUAUUACACUAAUUUUUUGUGCAUUUAAUUGGUUCUGACCAAUGUGAUGUAUUUAAACAAAGUGCUUGAAAGCACUGAAGGGUAAAGAUUGCUUUAAUUUAUAAGUGGGAAGUAAAAUUAAACAUUGCAUUGUAUAAAGCAUUGGUUGUAGUUGAUUCAACUACAAUUAUGGACAAAGGAGGAUAACUCUAAUUUUAAAGAUUACUUUAACAAUGACAUCAUUGAUAUUUUUAGAACCGAUAUUAGAUUCCUGCACCUUGCACAAUUUAUGUAAUUUUCUUGACAAGUAUAACAUCAUUUUGUAACUUGAAUAUCUGAGCAUAUAUUUCAUUGAUAAAUUUCUGGAAAUGUUCAUGGAUUCGAUGUAUAGAAUGUUAUGAUCAAUGCACUAUAUUUUGUUUAUCUCAAAAGCAGUGAUAAACCUUGGAAGAUUUAGAUAUCAAGUCAGUACCAUAGGAUUUUUAUUGCAUUUCAUGUAGUCUUUACCCAAAAACCACACAUUACUGGUAAACAAAUUGUCACUCAUAUAAAAUUAUUCUAUCAAAGGAGUAAGUUCGGUAAGGCCCCGAUUAUAAAGUUCAAUGUUGUAAGAUGAAAAAUGUUUUAAGUUGACUUAAAGACAUGUGAGAAAGUUAAAUAUAACUUGUUGUUUCAAAGUUUUAUUCUAAAGCGUUGAUUUUUACAUCCCAAAUAGGUCAAGAUUCAAGAUUUUGGCGAAAUUUGACAAAAUCGGCCGGUUUUCAACCAAAAUUAGGAACAGGAAACAUAGAGCGCAGGCGCAGACAAACUAAAUAUUCAAGUUAGAAAUGUAAAAUGUCUUUACAAACAUUAUUUCAAAAGAUCUAUUUUGUCGACGUAUGCACUCUACAUGUUUCCUGUCCAAUAAUCAAUGUAAAUUUGCCAAUUUUCUUUUAUUUUUUCGUGGAAAAUCAAAAUGAGUACUAUUUGUGAUUUAAGAAUAAAACAUAGGUACGUAAAUUUUUAUCAAAAGGCUUAUUUCCUAUCUAGUCACUGUAUUAGCUAUGAUUCAUUGUGAUAUUGGUCAAUAAAUCCUAAUUUGAAAUUUAAGCUAAAAAACGGGGCCAUUUUAGGGCCUUAUCGAACCUACUCCUUUAAUUGAAUAUUUUACUCAAGUCUUUUUAUAUUAAGUCAUUACAGAAACAGAUUCCACCUUUCGACAUCUUAAAUUCUGAUAUUUGUCAAAUCUUGAUAAUUAAAUCUCAUGUUUUACUACAAAUGUAUCUCAAGCGAACAAAUAUUUAAUCCAACUGGGUAUUCGGUAGAAUCUAAAAAUAUAUUUUAAGUUAUAAGUACUGUAAACCAACUUAUUUUCGUGGGUACUUUUUUCAUGCUUAGCCCUUUCUAGCUGACUUUGCAGUGAUUUAUUUUUCGCUAUUUUCUAAUUUUCUUGAUGUAUUUAUAUAAGGAAUAUCCAAGUUGUACAUGUUCAGGAUUGAUAUUUGCUUUUUUUUUUUACGUGAAAGUCACCAAAAUAAAUUGACUGCAAAUUAUUUCUUUUACAUUAUCUUGUUUAAGAUGUGUGGAUGAGUUCAGUGAAAAUUUUUUGAAAAACUGCUGCAUUUGGGACAGUUAGGCUAGACAAUUUUAAUGAACUAAUUUGACUUUUACUCACAUUUGGAUGAAAUAACCCAAAUUGUCAUAUAAACUUGUAAAUUGAUGAGCAAUUUAAAGCUGAUUUAUUUAACAAAAUGAUAUCUGUUAGAUUUUAAUGUGAUUAUGAGUAUUAUUAAUGUUCUUUAUAAAGCAUUUAGUAAUGAAUUGGGCAUUUAAUUUUACUUUGUUUUUUUUUAAUUUAAUUUGUUUACUGGAUCAUAUUCAGAAUGUCUAUUAAAUGUAUUAUCAUGAACUGAACGUCAAUUAUUAACAAAUUUCCUCUUAAAAUGUGAAGGAAGCAAGAAGAAAAUUAUGAAUAUUGUAAGUAGAGGUCACGAGUUAUACCCCUGUACACCUAAACGUAAAAAUUUGCACAGCCCAUUUUGAAGCAGAGAAGUGAUUUAUGUGUGGUACUUUUUAUUUUUAAAUGGAGAAAUUCAUUUGAUUCUAUCUUAUGGUAAUACCAUUGUUUCCAAGUGCAGACGUUGAUUCAAAAGUUUAAAAAUUUUAUAAGGGGAGAGAACUCAAGAACGUUCUGUUGUAUCAUAUAAUGUACUGUAUUUAUAUAUUUUCUUAAGAAAACAAGUAUAAUGACUUCAUAUUUACUUUUUGUUAACUGAAAGCUUGUUUUAGAGAUAUCUUUGAAUAUUUUAUUCAAAGAUUCUAGCUUUUAGUGUACUCCUAGUAACAAGAUAGUGUUUUUUCCAUGUAUAAUCCACACAUAAUAUGAAAAUUUUGCAGUCUGUAACUUAAAAAUAAGCAUGGUUAUCUAAAUCUUUUUUCAUAUUUUUUUUUUAAAUAACAAAAUAUAAACUUUAUUUUGGCACAGCAUAUAAAACUCCAUCAUUUUUUGUUUACACUUCACUUCAAUAGUAUUUCAAUGUUUUCCCUGGAUCACAUUACUUCAAAAUUCAAAAAUUCUUAAAGUGUACUUUGACCCAAUUUAUUUCUAUUUCAUGCAAAACACAUGCUGAAAUAAAUUUGGAAGGUAUAGGGAAAAAAUCAGGACAAAAUACACAAUAAAUACAGACUAAGUUGUAGACCAGGAAAAAAUAAAAAGGACAAUUAUUGUAUCAUUUCACUUAUUUUGUGGCACCUAUAUGUUCGUCAAUAGAAAGACAUUGAUUAUAUAUUUAACAUUUGUAUUAGGAUUUUUUUUUGCUUCAAAGGUGAUAAAAUUUGGAAAAAGGAGUUUUUAUGGUUGUUGUUAUAUUAAUUUGUUUAUGAUUUAAUAAAUAAAAUAUUCCAAAUUGUAAAAA
This is a messenger RNA of Mytilus californianus (California mussel), 6178 nucleotides long. Its product is annotated as adipocyte plasma membrane-associated protein-like. Gene Ontology annotation, biological process: biosynthetic process. The transcript is spliced from 10 exons. The record is from RefSeq and is a predicted model, not a curated record. NCBI's taxonomy places the organism in Eukaryota, Metazoa, Mollusca, Bivalvia, Mytilida, Mytilidae. Gene Ontology annotation, molecular function: strictosidine synthase activity. Bases 102 to 1322 code for a protein of 406 amino acids.